GGGGGGGUGGUGUGGUUGUGUGUCGGUGACGAGAGGAGUCGCUCCAUCCACGGGAGGAGGGAGGAGAACCGGACAAUUUUGUUGGCUUUGGCGGGUGAAGAGUCCACAGCGGCGCGGGAAAGUGUCGCUCGUCCUGCGGAAGGCAGACCAAGGAAGCAUGUAAAAGCCGACGUCGAGGAGGAGAUGUUCCAGACCAGAAGGAGGACUACAGAAGAACCUCCUGGCUUUUAGAGUCAGCCAAUCCAGUCCUUGGACUCGGGGGCGAGGGGGGGGGGGCCUCCAUGGUCCCGCCCAUCACGACCCCACCGCCGUCCCCGCGUAUCCACCUCCGGCAUGAUGACGCGGGCUUGGAAGCUGCCGACGGUCACGGGUCCCUACUUCCUGUCUCUGCUGAUGAUGAACAGCUGCUGGCUGCUUGGCUCCGCCUCAUCCGACGCGGACCCCCAGCAGGCCACGCAGGAGUACGCCCACUCCAUCCGCCUGGACGGGGACAUCAUCUUGGGGGGCCUCUUUCCCGUGCACGCCCGCGGCGAGCGGGGCCUACCCUGCGGCGAGCUGAAGAAGGAGAAGGGCAUCCACCGUCUGGAGGCCAUGUUGUUCGCCAUCGACCUCAUCAACAAGGACCCCGACUUGCUGCCCAAUGUGACCCUGGGGGCGCGUAUCCUGGACACGUGCUCGCGUGACACCUACGCCUUGGAGCAGUCGCUCACCUUUGUGCAGGCCCUUAUCGAGAGGGACGCCUCCGACGUGCGCUGCGCUAACGGGGAGCCGCCCGUCCUCGCCAGGCCCGACAAGGUGGUGGCCGUCAUCGGGGCGGCAGCCAGCUCCGUCUCCAUCAUGGUGGCCAACAUCCUGCGGCUCUUCAAGAUCCCUCAGAUCAGCUACGCCUCCACGGCGCCGGAGCUCAGUGAUAACACACGUUACGACUUCUUCUCCCGCGUGGUUCCUCCUGACUCCUACCAGGCUCAGAGCAUGCUGGACGUGGUCACCACCCUGGGAUGGAACUACGUCUCCACGCUGGCCUCCGAGGGCAACUAUGGAGAGAGUGGCGUGGAGGCCUUCGUGCAGAUCUCCAGGGAGUCAGGAGGCGUGUGCAUCGCUCAGUCCCUGAAGAUCCCUCGUGAGCCCAAACCCGGCGAGUUCGACAAGAUCGUGUUGCGUUUGCUGGAGACGCCCAACGCCCGAACCAUCAUCACGUUCGCCAACGAGGACGAUAUCCGGCGUAUCCUGGAUGCCGCCAAGCGCAAUAACCUGACGGGUCACUUCCUGUGGGUGGGGUCUGACAGCUGGGGCGCCAAGAUCUCCCCGGUGGUGCAGCAGGAGCGGGUGGCCGAGGGCGCUGUUACCAUCCUACCCAAGAGGGCGUCGGUGGAUGCUUUUGACCGCUACUUCAAGAGCCGCUCGCUGUCCAACAACCGCAGGAACGUCUGGUUUGCCGAAUUCUGGGAAGAGAACUUCGGCUGCAAGCUGGGGAUGCACGGCAGGAAGCCCGGCGGCGCCAAGAAGUGCACGGGCCUGGAGAAGGUGGGCCGUGAGUCCACGUACGAGCAGGAAGGCAAGGUGCAGUUUGUGAUGGACGCCGUGUACGCCAUGGCCCACGCCCUGCACCGCAUGCACCGCCAGCUCUGUGGCGGAUACCCCGGCCUGUGCCCCCGCAUGGCCAACGUCGACGGCAAGGAGCUUCUCUCCUUCAUCCGCCAUGUCAACUUCAACGGAAGCGCCGGGACCCCGGUCACCUUCAACGAGAACGGCGACGCCCCCGGCCGAUACGACAUCUUCCAGUAUCAGCGCAACAACCGCUCCGCCGAGUACAAGGUCAUCGGGCACUGGACCAAUCAGCUGCAUUUAAACAUGGAGGCGCUACAGUGGCGCGAGGGCGCCGCCCCCCUGCCGGCCUCCGUGUGCAGCCUCCCGUGUCGUGCGGGCGAGAGGAAGAAGGUGGUGAAGGGCGUGCCGUGCUGCUGGCACUGCGAGCGCUGCGAGGGCUACCACUUCCUGUCCGGCGAGUUCUCCUGCGAGCUGUGUCCCUACGAGAGGAGACCGGACCGGAACCGCACCGGGUGCCAGCCCAUCCCCAUCAUCAAGCUGGAGUGGCACUCGCCCUGGGCGCUGGUUCCCGUCUUCAUCUCGGUGACGGGGAUCCUCGCCACCAUCUUCGUCAUGGUCACGUUCGUGCGCUUCAACGACACGCCCAUCGUGCGGGCGUCGGGCCGCGAGAUGAGCUACGUACUUCUGACGGGCAUCUUCCUGUGUUACAUCAUCACGUUCCCGAUGAUCGCGACACCUGAUGUGGCGGUCUGCUCCUUCCGCCGCAUCUUCCUGGGUCUGGGAAUGUGCUUCAGCUACGCGGCGCUGCUAACCAAGACCAACCGCAUCCACCGCAUCUUCGAGCAAGGCAAGAAGGCCGUGACGGCGCCGCGCUUCAUCUCGCCCGCCUCCCAGCUCGCCAUCACGUUCUCGCUCAUCUCGGUUCAGCUGCUCGGCGUCCUCGUGUGGUUCGCCGCCGACCCGCCGCACACUUUCGUGGACUACAGCGAGCAGCGCUCCCAAGACCCCGAAAGAGCUCGCGGCGUCCUCAAGUGCGACAUUUCGGAUUUGUCGCUCAUCUGCUCGCUGGGGUACAGCCUCCUGCUGAUGGUCACGUGCACCGUCUACGCCAUCAAGACGCGCGCCGUGCCCGAGACCUUCAACGAGGCCAAGCCCAUCGGGUUCACCAUGUACACCACCUGCAUCAUCUGGCUCGCCUUCAUCCCCAUCUUCUUCGGAACGUCGCAGUCGGCGGAGCGGCUGUACAUCCAGACGGCCACACUGACCGUGUCGCUCAGCCUCAGCGCCUCGGUGUCGCUGGGGAUGCUCUACGUUCCCAAAGUCUACGUCAUCAUCUUCCACCCGGAGCAGAACGUUCCCAAACGCAAACGCAGCUUCAAGGCCGUCGUCACCGCCGCCACCAUGACCAGCAAACUGUCGCAGCUGGCGGCCGAGCGGCCCAACGGCGAGGUGAAGACGGAGCUGUGCGAGGGAGUGGAAGCCGGCGUUCUCCCCACCAAGACCACCUACGUCAGCUACGCCAACCACGCCACCUGAUGUCAUCACGCCAACCUUCUCCUGAGUCCCAGUCCGCUCCGCUCGGGAAAGAACUGCUUUCCGUGUUUACAGUCCAGCAGGAACGCAGCCAAAAAAAAUGGAGAAGAAGAAAGACAAAAAGAUCUUUGGUGUUAUUUUAAAACCGUGUUGUCCACUUUGGAUCCUUGCCCCGCUUUCUCCGUUCCACGAGUCCCUCGAUGUUUUUUUGGCUUUUUGGUGGUGAAAUGUGAAAAUGGAUGAAGUGAAGUGAUGCAUGCUGGGAUUUCUUUGUUGUGGUUUUUUUUUUUUUUUUUUUUUUUACAAAUGAUCAAUUUCUAAUAAAGACAGCUUUCAUACAGCGCCUCCAAACCUGAACCUUUUUAUCUCGUGGAACUGGAGAAGGGGAGGAGUCUUGGAUCCAUUCGUCCAUCUGGUGGAUUAUCUGGUCAGGGAUCCGUUUACCUCAUCCCUUCAUCCAUCCAUCCAUCCAUCCAUCCAUCCAUUGUUUCAUCUACCCAGUAAUCCAUCGGUAGAUCCGCUCAGCCAGGAUUCUCACCGAAUCAGUGAUCAUCCAUAUAACCAGUGAUCCAUCCACCCAGUCAUCCAGAAAUCCAGUCGUUGGUUUGUCAACUCAGAGAUCCACCCAGUGACCCAUCUAUUGAUCUAGUGAUCAACAUAGCGAGUGAUCCAUCCGCACAGUCAUCCAGAAAUCCAGUCAUUGGUUCAGAGAUCCAUACAGUGACCCAUCUAUCUAUCUAGUGAUCAACAUAGCGAGUGAUCCCGAGUGAUCCAUCCACCCAGUUAUCCAGAAAUCCAGUCAUUGGUUCAGAG
Doryrhamphus excisus (bluestripe pipefish) is the source of this 3894-nucleotide messenger RNA. It is a transcript of the gene grm8b, whose product is annotated as glutamate receptor, metabotropic 8b. Lineage: Eukaryota; Metazoa; Chordata; Actinopteri; Syngnathiformes; Syngnathidae. Gene Ontology annotation, cellular component: membrane. The record is from RefSeq and is a predicted model, not a curated record. Gene Ontology annotation, biological process: G protein-coupled receptor signaling pathway. Gene Ontology annotation, molecular function: G protein-coupled receptor activity.